UAUCGAUCAUAUAUCAUAUAUGCCGGUACAGCAAAUUAAAGAAAGUGAAAAGAGGGCAGAUUGACCAGAGAGAGGUCAUGAUCUGGGGUUCAUCAGAUCAUGAUCUUGAUCUGUCUCAUUCUGAAUAUCCCUCAAACGCAGCAGCAGCCUCAGCCUCAGUCUCAUCAUCAUCAAUGGAGUCCAUAUCCUUCAGAUGUUUCAUCGAACAAAAUCUGGGCAGAUCUGCACUCUUCCUUAUAUAUUCUGUUCUUGAAUUUGUGAUGAUCGUUUUGCUUUUGGUUGAUGGCUUCUUGGCCUUCUUUUCCUAUGAAUUCGCAAAGUUUUUCGAAUUGAAAAUGCCUUGCUUCUUUUGCACUAGAAUAGAUCAGGCUUUGGUCCACAGGAACUUGAAUUUCUAUUACAAUGAUACCAUCUGCGAGUCCCACAAAAGGGACAUUUCCUCCCUUUCCUAUUGCCAUGUCCACAAGAAAAUUUCUGACAUCAAAACCAUGUGCGAGAACUGCCUUCUCUCCUUUGCACCCGACAAGGAUUCCUCCGAUUACUAUGCCGCCGACGAUGUUAAAUCCGUCAAUGUUUUCGCCGACAAGCCCAAUUUUCAGAGGUGUUCUUGCUGUAUGGAGUUUCUCGGCGGGAAGGGAAAGUACACCCGGAGCAUGUCACAGGUGGCGCCGCCUCCCUCCCCGAGGGCCUGGAGAAACAAUGAAACCGACCAUCCGGAUGAUAAUGAAAAUGCCACUAAUGGAGACGGCAGGGAUGAUAAUAGAUCCCUGGCAGUAUCCGAGGAGGAGGAGGAGGAGGGGCUAGAAGAUUCUUCAUGCAAGACGCCUUGUAAUAGAGGAGGAAACAAUAAGUUUGUUGGAAUCCCAUUGUCAGAUAGUCCUAGGAUGUCCACCAAAAAGACCAGAACCAUGUCAAUUGAUUAUUCAGCACUCUCAAGAUCAGAUCCUAACAACUACGAUCUCGUAACCACCACCGGUUUCAACGAAGGCAACGGAUCUGCAGGCAUCAUUCAGCACUUGAAGAGGCAGGUUCUUCUGGAACGCAAGUCUCUGGUGUCUGUGUGUAUGGAAUUGGACGAAGAGAGGAAUGCUUCCGCCAUUGCCGCCAACAAUGCAAUGGCAAUGAUUACACGGCUGCAGGCUGAGAAGGCUUCCAAGCACAUGCAGGCGUCGCAGUACCAGAGAAUGAUGGAAGAGCAGGCGGAGUAUGACAGGGAAGAAAAGCAGAUAUUGAAGGACAUGAUUUUGAAGAGAGAGGAGGAAAUUGAGGCUUUGGAAUCUGAUCUGGACGUAUAUAGAGAUAAGUUUGGACCUAUAAACUUGGCAUGCAGUGAAUUCUUCGAGAUUGAAGGCGACGAUGAAUUUCACUCCCUCAAAUUCCAAUCCUUAUCAUCCUUUGGUGAAAUGUCGUGCCGGAGUCUUACCGAUGUACUAGAUCAUCAUGAAGUGUAUUUAGAUUCUGACAAUGAUAGAUCCCACCAUUCGGCCUUGCUGAGAACCAUUCCUGAAACCACCAGCGCCACACCUGCAGUACAACUACCUGAAAAAGUUUGUCUGGGAGACCAUCCCCAGGAUGAUGAUGAUGAUGAUGAUGAAUCUCCUCCAUCACCUGCUGCAGAACUAAAAGUUUGUCAGGGAGACCCUGAAUCUCCUCCAUCACCUGUAGAACUACCUGAAAAAGUUUGUCAGGAAGACGAUGAAAGUGCGUGCAGUACUGUAGGAACUCAGAAUAAUGUUUUCCUGACAAGAGAAAGCAAUUCGUCAAUGAAAGAGAGGGAGGAGACAGAUGAAGAAGAAGAAGAGAGCUAGUGAUGAUUAUUAUAUAUAUAUGAUGAAGGAAGCUAGCUAGCUAAGAUGAGUGGGUGCGUGGCUUCUGAUGUACUAAAUGCAUGCAUGCGCACUGCUACGACAUUAUAUUACAGAUCGGAUCAGAUGAGAAGAGGAAUUGAUGAUCGAAUUGAAUUGAAUGAAGCGAUAAUGGAGCUAAUGAAUUAAAAGCUUGAGUCUGUGAAACGUACUAGCUUAGCAUGCAGUCUACAUGAUGAUUUUCCGACAGAUCCCUGGCCUUUUUUGAUCGAGGAGAUUCCUUUCAUAAUCUCUCUCUGCAAGGCAAUUAAGGGAUCGGAGCAAAUUAUUAAAUUAGGUAUGUAGGCAGUAGACUGUAUGUAGAUUGAGCUGCUAGACUGCACCAAAAAUUUUGCAAAAAUCUAAUAUAUCUCACAUUUCUUA
Molecule: messenger RNA, 2228 nt
Organism: Ipomoea nil (Japanese morning glory)
Lineage: Eukaryota; Viridiplantae; Streptophyta; Magnoliopsida; Solanales; Convolvulaceae
Product: probable myosin-binding protein 5
Exons: 3
Coding region: 78-1808 (576 amino acids)
Molecular function (GO): myosin binding
Source: RefSeq, a predicted model, not a curated record